Messenger RNA from Paramuricea clavata, 2896 nucleotides. NCBI's taxonomy places the organism in Eukaryota, Metazoa, Cnidaria, Anthozoa, Malacalcyonacea, Plexauridae. The record is from the annotation of a GenBank genome assembly.
GCGACGAAAUUGGUAUUACAUCGCAUCAUUUUUCUUGAACGUUCACAAAAUACAGUAUUUCGUAAGUAUAAAGCAUUUAUUGUAUCGUUUCUUGUGUUUUAAUUCGUUUCUUAUAGUGCAUUUUGCUCCUUGAAUUAAUAAACACACGUUAAUUAGCGCCACUUUUACAUUUCAACUUACUACUUUUGUGAUGCAACUAUAUACUCUGAAUAUAAUGUGCUUUGAAUAUUGGCUAGUAUUGUACUGUAGCAAUGUUUCUAACUGUUUGAAAAAUGGCUUUUAUUUGUACCGUAGAAUACGUACUUUCGUUUUUAGUAUAUAAUUUCCGGUGGGGGGCCCGCUUACUAAACCGCUACUUUAAACAGUAUUCUUCUUCGUCCUUUCACUUGCACAUUUCAACUUACUACUUUUGUGCUGACACUGUACUCUGAAUAUAAAGUGCUUUGAAUAUUGGCUAGUAUUGUACUGUAGCAAUGUUUCUAACUGUUUGAAAAAUGGCGUUUAUUUGUACCGUAGAGUGCGUACUUUCGUUUUUAGUAUAAUUUCCGGUGGGGGGCCUGCUUACUAAACCACUACUUUGUUAAACAGUAUUCUUCUUCGUCCUUUCCUGUAUUUUUCUUUAUCCCCAUUUGUCUGAAUAACUGUGUUGUUGAUAUUUGCAUGGCCGUUGCAAAUCUUACAACAUUCCUUUCAACAUCAAUUGAAAGGAAUUUUGUAAGAUUUGCAACAGCCAUGCAAAUAUCAACAAACAUGCAUGUCCAAGAAAUUUUCACCAUUUGAUCUCAUCUGCUCUUGUGAUAUGACCUGUCGAAACCUCUGCAUAAACUAUUAAUGAAGCUUUAUAACAUACUGUAAUUUACAGUCUUUUAAGAUUGUUUAAUUAAAAUUUUAUUCUCUAGUUCACAAUGAGCAACAUCACAUUUACAAAUGGAACUUCCACUGGGUGAGUGUCUAUACUUGCCUUAUUUAUCCUUUCCCUUACGAAAAAAUCCAAUUGGAAUUCCAGUAGGCAGGGCCGGCGCUAAAGGUGGGGGGAGGGGUAUAACACCCCCAGUCGGGUAGUCGGCCAAAUAUUGAAUCCCAGUUGGCGAAACAUGGAUUUGGAUAGGAAGAAUUCCAGUUUGAAUUCCAUAGGAAUUUAAAUUUUCCUGUUGGAAUCGAUCGAAUUUUGGACAGAAAAAUUAAUUCCAAUUGUAAAUUAGUGUUUAUUGUAAAUUGUAUUUAAUAUUGUAAAUAAUAUUGUUUUUAUGCAUGAGUACUAAUACAGUGAAAUGUUUAACGAAAUGCAUGAAGAGCUAAAUUUUAAUUCUGCUUAUUUUAAGUGUUGAGUGUGAUGUGGACAAAACCUUUUUACCUCACCUCCUUUUGAUACCUGCUGUAAGUUUUAAUGUGUUAUUUUGUUUCUUUGAUACUAUUUAUACUUUAAUCUGGACGAGUAAAAUCAUCUGAUGUGAAUGGACACGCAUGCAGAAUAAAAUAAUGAAGUAGGGUGCAAUAUGCGACUUACUAUGUACCCUAUAUUUAAUUAUUUUACUCCAAUUGACACGAAAUGACUUAGUAUUCUAUUCACAACCCUCACAAUCAUGCUCAGUCUAAUUAAGGAUUGGGGAUAAUGGUGAUCCAGCGCCUAAGCCAUGCAGGCUUGAAAAGCAUGGUUUAGGGGUAGCAGGGCCGGUUUUACGAGCCACGAAAAUCAUGGGUUGGUGGGUUGGUGGGUGGGUUGGUGGGUGGGCUGGGUUGGGUGGUCCGUUCACCCUGCUCACUUAUCCGCUGGAAAGAAACUGAGCUAGAUUUGAGGAUUUCUCCAAUAUUUAUACUUCCCGUGUCGUAACACACACGUGUGCUUGCUCAACCAAGCGUAUAUGGUAAAAUAUAUUUUAAUUUUUACUACGCAUAUCAUUAUAAGGGUUGUGAAUAGUAAAUUUAUACUCAAUCUGUCUAAAUUGCCAGACAAUUAAUAACUCCUCAAAGGGAGAGUUCUGGCAGUGACAGUGGCUUUUCUCCAUCUAAAGAAAAACAGUUUUACUACAAUCUUUGUAUAUCAUUGAUAACUAAAAUGGACAAUCUGGUUCAGGGAAUAAUUAUCACCAUAUUGGCAUUUUUACAACAAAGAAGAAGUUUUAAGAAAGAAGUUUGGGGAGGUCGACCUGGACUUGUUGUGUGAGUAUAAAUAUAAACGAUUUCUAUAAACAGUACGUACUACGUGUUGUUUUAUUCCCUGGCAUGGAAUAAAAUAUGUCUUAAAGUCUUGUACUUUGCACAAAUCUGGACAAAUAAAAUCAUCUGGCACAAGACUGUGUGAGUAAAUGUGUAGUGUGGAUGAGGGAUUGUGGCGACUGUAGGUUAAAAAGAGAUGGGUAGAGAUAGGUGUGUAGCCACAGUGGGACUGGUCUCUCCACCCCUCUCCCCCAGCACUCCUUUGGGACCAGCUUUGAGAGAUGCUUAAAUUUGUUGAGAAAUGUUGGGAGGGAGAGGGAGGAGGGGCAAUUUGCAUUUGCAGGACCCACCCAACAAUUUUUUUGGUCAUGUUAUACGAUUACCGCCCCCCGCUAUGCUACAUGUCUCGUUAACAAGAGUCCAUGCGGUGCAGAUAGCAUGAUAUUAUAAUCAUAUUAAUGCAUGUAAAGCUAUUUUCCCUUCAACGACAAUUAGUAAAAUCAUAGGGUUGAUUGAAGAAUUACUCAUUCAUUGCAUUUCUGUUUAAACACUAAACGAACAUAAAUGAGGGAGCUGCAGGUUUAUUAAGGACAUAAUUACAUCUUGUGUAGGCCUAUAGAUUUCCUUGGCAUGGAUCAUGACCGCCUGGCCAUCAUGUGCGUGUUUGGAGCUGCUACUGGCUCCAUCGUGCUUCUGAUCUCUCGAGACAUUUCAGGAUAUAGCAAUGCUUGGGGAAAAG